AUGCCUUCGAUUAAGAAUAAGAUUUCAUAUUAUUACGAUUCUGAGGUUGGCACCAGUUAUUAUGCUCCCAAUCAUCCUAUGAAACCACACAGAUUAAGCAUGACACAUAGCCUAGUGCUUGCAUAUCGACUGCAUGAGAAUCUUGACGUUUUCAGGCCAAGAAAAGCAACGACAAGUGAGCUUGCUCAAUUUCACGCUGAAGACUACGUCGAUUUUUUAUCAAAAAUUACUCCAAAUACCCAGCACGAGUAUCUCACUCAAAUGCAAAGGUUCAACCUGGGAGAAGACUGUCCCAUAUUUGAUGGUUUAUUUGAUUUCUGCAAAAUUUAUUCAGGUGGCUCUAUUGAAGGAGCAGUUCGAAUCAACCAUGGAACUUCAGACAUAGCAAUAAAUUGGUCAGGUGGUCUGCAUCACGCAAAGAAGUCUGAAGCUUCUGGAUUUUGUUAUAUAAACGAUAUUGUUCUAGCUACUCUUGAGCUGUUGAAGUAUCAUGCAAGGGUACUAUAUAUAGAUAUAGAUAUUCACCAUGGUGACGGUGUCGAGGAAGCAUUUUAUCUGACAGACAGAGUCAUGACAGUAAGUUUUCACAAAUUUGGUGAUCUUUUCUUUCCAGGGACUGGAGAUUUAGGUGAUAUAGGAAUGAACAAUGGGAAAUAUUAUUCAGUCAAUGUCCCACUCCAUGAUGGUAUGGAUGAUCAGAAUUUCAUAGAUAUCUUCAAGUCGACGAUGCAAAAAGUCAUGGAAGUUUUCCAACCUGGAGCUAUUAUUCUACAGUGCGGAGCAGAUUCUCUCGCUGCUGAUCGCUUGGGCUGUUUCAACUUAACACUUCAAGGCCACGCAUCAUGCGUAGCUUUUAUGAAAUCAUUCAACAUUCCACUUUUAGUUCUGGGAGGAGGUGGAUACAUUAAAUCAAAUGUGGCGCGUUGUUGGGCAAAUGAAACUGCAACUCUACUUGGAAGAACUUUGGACGAGAAUAUUCCAGAGCAUGAAUUUUAUUAUGAAUAUUAUUCAGAUGCUUCAUAUCAGUUAAAAGUUCAGCAAAAGAACCCUAUCGAGAAUUUGAAUUCAUGCUCAUAUCUUCAAGACAUUAAAACUUGUAUCCUCAAUAAUCUUAGUCAAUUGGAAGUAGCACCUAGCGUUCAGAUGCAUGAGUUACCUCCUGAAGCUUUUAUACCAGAGCUGGAUGAUUCUGCGUUGAAUGAAGAUGAGCUAUCUAGGAAUAUUAUCAAGAAUAUGGCGGUGAAUGAAAUGGAGUCGCGUGAUCGAGAAUAA
Messenger RNA from Bathycoccus prasinos, 1272 nucleotides. Its product is annotated as histone deacetylase 3. The record is from RefSeq and is a predicted model, not a curated record. Gene Ontology annotation, molecular function: histone deacetylase activity. The transcript has a single exon. The coding region runs from base 1 to 1272 and encodes 423 amino acids. NCBI's taxonomy places the organism in Eukaryota, Viridiplantae, Chlorophyta, Mamiellophyceae, Mamiellales, Bathycoccaceae.